UUGAAAGAUAUCGUUCAUUAUCCAAUCCAGAGAAUGAUAUCAAAAUUUCAACAUUUAAAUUUUAUCGAUAUUUUUCAAAUGAUAAUUAAUCUUAAAAAUUUUUCAACAUUGAAUAAUAAUUGUAUAAAAUCUUCAUCAUCAACAUCUGGAAAUAUUUCAACAAUAUCGACAGAAGAAGAUAAAAUGAUUAGAUUAACAUCGACAACAACAAAUCCUAAGAAUAACAAUAAUAAUAAUAAAUAUAAUAAGAUUAAAACACCGAUGACAACAUGGUCAUUAAUGAUGGCAACAUUUUAUUUUUUAUUAUUAUUUUCUUGUACAACAUCGACAAUAUUUUGGAGUUUUGCACAUGCAAAACCAUACGCAGCAAUGGAAUUUUAUCGUCCAUAUGAUCAUCGUAGUGCAAUGAAUACAUUGAAAGAAUUGGAUAAAUAUUAUUCACAAAUGGCACGACCAAGAUUCGGUAAACGUGCUAGUAACAACAACAACAACUUUGGUGAUGAUAAUAGUGCUGUAGAUUUACAAUCACAACCGCAACAACAACAACAACUACAAUCAAGUGGUGAAAUAAUCGAAAAUGGACCAUAUCGUUGGCUAUUGAUUAAUCGUGAUCAACCAUUAACUAAAUUGACUGAGAGUUAUUUAUUGGAAAUUUUAGCUGAAAAUCUUGCCCGACAAACCGAUUUAAAACGACGUAAUGAAUCGAAACGAUCACAACAACAACAACCAGAACAACCACAGCAGCCAUCGUCACAGGAAAAAUUUUAAUCAGUAAAAUAUAAAUCAAUCGAUGAUGAUGCAAGAAAGCAACUCUAAUUUUUAGAAAAAUCAAAUGAUCAUCAUCAAAGAAUCAUCGAAACAAAGUGAAAAUAAUCUUGUUUCAAUCCGAAUUUUUUCUUCUCACAAAAAUUUCAUCCUUUGGCUACAUUAUUGAAUUUUUUUUUCCUGUUGCACCUUCACUAAGAAUUUUAUCAUCAUCAUCAUCA
Molecule: messenger RNA, 986 nt
Organism: Dermatophagoides pteronyssinus (European house dust mite)
Lineage: Eukaryota; Metazoa; Arthropoda; Arachnida; Sarcoptiformes; Pyroglyphidae
Source: RefSeq, a predicted model, not a curated record